Sphaeramia orbicularis (orbiculate cardinalfish) is the source of this 4588-nucleotide messenger RNA. It is a transcript of the gene ncoa7b, whose product is annotated as nuclear receptor coactivator 7b. The coding region runs from base 400 to 2835 and encodes 811 amino acids. The transcript is spliced from 17 exons. The record is from RefSeq and is a predicted model, not a curated record. NCBI's taxonomy places the organism in Eukaryota, Metazoa, Chordata, Actinopteri, Kurtiformes, Apogonidae. Gene Ontology annotation, cellular component: nucleus. Gene Ontology annotation, biological process: response to oxidative stress; regulation of transcription by RNA polymerase II.
AAGUAGCUAGCUAGCGCUGUUAGCACCGCUACAGUUCUGAGCUGUCAGGUCAGCUGAAACACUGGACCUUGUUCAGUGUGUUUGCUUGGACUUGCCGGGGGCAGAGGCGGGUGUAACAUUAGCACAAGUGGAGAGCUGUGUUUUCCUGAAUGUGUAAAUGAAGAAGAGGCUGGUCGCUGGGUUGUUGACUGGCUGAUGGAGGAAUUCCCACUCACCAGGGUUCUACUUACGGGAAAAUGUAGCUAGCAUUAGGGGGAGAAAGAAGAGUGUUAGUACGGUGUGAGAGGAGGUGAUCAUCCCAAAGUUGUUGUGUCUGCUGGUUUGGACACACAGACUGGGGAGUGUGUGGAUGUUUGUAUGGGUGUGUUUGAUUGUGUGCAGAUUUAGCAGCCUGGCCUGAUGGAGAAGAGAGACAGGAAGCCGGGAUAUUUUGCCAGGCUGAAGAGGCGGAGGCAGCUCAAGCAGAGCCAGUCAGAGAAAAACGAGCAGAAUCCACCGAUCAUCGCCUGUCCCGAUGUCCCCAAUGAUAAGACCACCAAGCCAGAGCUGCAGAGAAUAACAACAAAACCACCUGCAAACUCAGAUAUUGGCUGUAAAAGUAACAAUGAGGCAAAAAGGGAGAAGAGAAAGCCCCCUGGAACAGUGGAGUUCAUUGUGGGACCAAGUGAUUCCCUCAACAGCAUCGCACUCAAGUUCAACAUCACCCCAAACAAACUGGUGCAGCUGAACAAGCUCUUCUCUCGCAGUGUCUACCCUGGUCAGAAGCUGUUUGUACCUGAUCUGAGCCAGUCGGAUGCAGACGUAAAAUCUCAGACUUCAUCUGAUCCUGCCUUCUCAAAUGGUGUGUCUGAGAAAGCGUUGCAUGAUGGUGUUUCAGACUGCAGGUCAGCGAACUCCAUCCGACGUGAACUCUCCCCAAAUUCAGAAGAUGAAAGCCCUGCAACGGUUAAAUUCAUUAAGAUGAGCUGCAAAUAUUUCACCGAUGGCAUGGGAGUGGUGGGAGGCGUGUUAAUUGUGACCCCCAACAACAUCAUGUUUGACCCCCACAAAUCGGACCCUCUGGUGAUCGAGAACGGCUGUGAGGAGUACGGCCUCAUCUGCCCCAUGGAGGAGGUCGUGUCUGUCGCGCUGUAUGACGACGUGUCGCGCAUGAAGCUUAAGGAUGUCCUGCCAUCAGACCGACCACAGGAUCUGUGUCCUGUAUACAGGCCUGGUGAAUGGGAGCAGCUACCGUCAGAGCGGGACUUAAACCCCUUCAGUCGCUAUGAAGCACUGGAUCCAAAGCGACCCAUUGUUUUGGAUGAAAUUGAGUCAGCCCUCUCUGAAACUGCGAGCACAGAGGGGGAGCGGACAGAGAAGUCUCCAUCAGAUGAAGGAUUCACUGAGCUGGAGCCCACCAUCAAUGGUACCACUGAAGGAACAGAGGGAACAUCAUCUAUUACACCCGCUACUGUUAGCAAAGACCAAAAGGAGCUCGUAGAACCAAGCUGCUCAGUCCAGGACAAGUCAAUACUUAGUAAAUUAAAAGGGAAGCAGGAUGACGAGGAAGACGAAGGCGUAGCUCAGAACAGCUCCAUUGAGGACGGAGAGUCCAUAAAAUCCUCAUCAGAGACUGAAAAACAGGGUGAAAAACUUGCAAAGCCAGAGGUUACUGAAACCAAAGAUAUCAAAUCUGUAGGGACUGAAGAGCUGCUAAAAGUUGCAGAUGAUGAAACAAUCAGGCUGCAAGCGGACCAAAACAAGAACAAGAAACUAGAGGAGGCUUCAGAGGCCCGUGAGGAUUCUGUUCCCAAGAGAUCGGGAUCGACAGAGGAAGUGCUAGACAGACCACCAGAAGGAAAUGAACUCAGUGAGGAGGAGAAACGGAAGAAAAACUAUGAGGCAGAGGUGAAGUCAUGGCUGCUGGAGAGGAUGCAGGCUCCAAUUGAAGAUAUGCUUUUCUCAUCAGAGGAGAAGAGUAAAAACCCACCCAUGUUUCUGUGCUUUAAAGUGGGAAAGCCAAUGAGAAAGUCCUUUGCCACUGGGAUGACUUCAAGUCCGGCCCACUCAUUUGGGAGCUGGGGAAAACAACCAGAGUACUGGUUUGCAGUUCCACAGGAAAGGGUGGACCAUCUGUAUGCAUUUUUUGUGCAGUGGUCUCCUGAUGUGUAUGGGAAGGAGGCACGGGAACAGGGCUUCGUUGUGGUGGAGAAGGAUGAGCUGGACAUGAUUGACAACUUCUUCGGGGACCCUGCGUCUUGUAGUUGGGAGAUCAUCACCAUUGAUGAGGCAAAGCGUAGGCAGAGUUUUGGCAGCUGUGAUGGAGACUUGUCUGUGGAGGCACUGCCCUUUCUCAGCGACACAAGUGCUCUGCUGCAGGACACACACAUUGAGAAGCUCGCCUGUCGUCUGCCAGCCCGCGUGCAGGGCUACCCUUGGAGACUGGCCUACAGCACUGUGAAACAUGGAACCAGCCUUAAGACUCUGUACAGAAACCUGGCAGAUGUGGACAGUCCUGUACUUCUGGUGAUCAGAGAUAUGGAUAACCAGGUUUUUGGGGCGUUCUCUACACAUCCUUUCAGAGUGAGUGAGCACUGUUAUGGCACAGGAGAAACAUUCCUGUACAGCUUCUGUCCAGAAAUCAAGGUGUACCGCUGGACUGGGGAGAAUUCUUACUUUGUGAAAGGCAAUACUGAUUCUCUGCAGAUGGGAGGAGGAGGGGGUCAGCUGGGUCUGUGGCUGGACGCCGAGUUGUACCGAGGCACCACCACCAAAUGUGCCACCUUCAACAACCAGCCGCUCUCCACCCAGCAGGACUUCAACAUCCACAGUCUGGAGGUCUGGACCUUCGAGUAGCCCCACAGACUCCCUCUAUGUCUGCAGUCACUCUCUCUGCUCCACAACCCCAAACCUUCAAAACACCCCCAAGUCUAUUAUGCACCACCUGAUGGCAAACCUCGUUACCCUAAGCGACAGAAAAUGUUCUGUGAGGGGGAAAUGGUUUGUAGUCUUGUGUAAUUUACAUGGUGGAAGGUGUAAACAGUCAGAUGCUGUUGAGGGAAAGAGGGCUGGUACCUUCACAUGGAAGUAAUUCGGCCACUUGACGUCAGGUUAUGGUGGUUUAAAGGUGGAGGUGUGAGAAAAUGUUAGUCAUUGUUGCUCACAGUUCAUUGACUGCCUUACUCAUUCGCCUCCAGCUGUCCCAGCAUGCAGACUGCCUUACCACUGUAAUCUUAAGACAAUGGCUGCUGUUUGACUCUUUGGCCACAAGGGGGACAAAGAAGUCAGUCUGCUGAUGUUACUGUUGAGGUUGACCCUAAACUAGCUGGUUCAAAGUCUGUAUGACAGAUUAACGUGUCCAACAAUUCUGUGUAUUAAUUUGUGAAGAAAUGGUUGAUGUAAUUUGUAUGUUUGGGAAUGUACAGUCAUGUACCUACAGCCAUGCACAGGACAUGUGGAAUGGUGCAUCUUUUUUACAACACAAUGAACAUGAAACUUGAAGGAAAUGGAAAUUUGCCAGACGAUUUUACAUUAUCUGCUAUUAAAUUAACAUUUCAUAAGCGGAAAUUAAGUAAUUGUUUACACUGGAAGUGUCACACUUCCUCUAAAGGUUGUCUUUUUCUUUUUGAGGUAUAAAUAUACUGAAUGAAAAUGCUUCAAUACAUUUCCACAUGUUUUCAUUUCACAUUCCCCUCCAAUCCAAAACAAGCAUUUAAGCCAGGAAGACAUGCAAGCAGAAUGUUUGCAAUGACCAAAUAUGUUUGUUGUUAAUUUCGUAUUUGCUGUGAGCUUGUCAUAUUUUAUAUAGUAUCUUAGAAUUUUAUUUUUACAUUUUAUUUUUACAUUGUUUUUCCAAGGAAUGUUCUGUUUUUUUUAAAGGUUGUACUUUUUAUAAAUGAUAUUGUGCUGAAUAUUUCUGUUUCUGAUUGGAUCAGUUAAAAGACUGAUGCAACCCAACAAGCACUAGAACUGAUAAAAAAAAAAAAAUCCUCAAUAUUUUGAACAUAUCUCACACUGACCAGUUUAACUCUUUGGUUUUGACUUUGCUGUCAUUGGUUUUCAGAGGGUUACAGCCAGUAAAAAAUGUAUUAGGAUGUCACUUUGCACUAAAGGGUUAAUGGACUCUAAUGGAUUCUUUAUCUUGGCCCUAUGUAUAUAAGCAUUUAUUAAAUGUCAGAUUGUCACUGAAUGUUGUUUAUCACCACUACAAAAGGGAAGCUGCCUGUGCACCCACAGCUCAGCGUCUGCUUUAUUUCAAAUGGGUGAAAAAGGGAUGAAGUUUGUCUCACUGCACUCAAAUAAUGCCACUAACUAAAUUCAUACAUGAUGUUUUUCCCAAGGGUUAUAACACCUGCUUGUAGUGCAUGAAUAUGCAAUACUGCAAAACUUUGUCUCCAUUUAUGAUACCUGCCAUACUAUUAACUAAUGCCAGUUAUCACUUCACGUGAAAAUGAGCUUUGUUGUCGCUAUUCAGUGUUGUAACUGUGAAUGUUCCCAAGUAUUACUUCUUGUAAAUCCAAAACUGAUGCGAUAUCACUAAGGAUCUAUUUAUUGUGUUGUUAUUGCAACCACAUUUAAGCUUAAAUAAACGGUAAAUAUAUACAUAUAA